Molecule: messenger RNA, 1323 nt
Organism: Brassica napus (rape)
Lineage: Eukaryota; Viridiplantae; Streptophyta; Magnoliopsida; Brassicales; Brassicaceae
Product: uracil-DNA glycosylase, mitochondrial
Exons: 7
Coding region: 76-975 (299 amino acids)
Biological process (GO): base-excision repair; base-excision repair, AP site formation via deaminated base removal
Cellular component (GO): mitochondrion; nucleus
Molecular function (GO): uracil DNA N-glycosylase activity
Source: RefSeq, a predicted model, not a curated record
CUCCCGCCAUUACACUUCUCCUCUGAUUUUUUCUCUCUCUCUUGUUCAUAGUGAAAUUGAUAUCUGAAGACGGAGAUGGCUUCGUCCACAUCUAAAACCCUAAUUGACUUUAUUCAUCCCGCAAAACGCCUCAAAGCUUCCUCCUUUCCCGCCGUUUCCGCCGCCGGUGGGUCCCGCGGUUUGGGUUCUUCCUCAAAAUCUCCGCCUCGCAUAGUAACCGUAGCCACGUCCAAGCGCAACCUCGCCGUCCGCUCCGAGAAGGUCGCAAAAGCUAAAGCUGAAGGAAGCUGCUGCCACGUGGCUUUGAAUGAGCUGUUAGUGGAAGAGUCAUGGCUUAAAGCUCUCCCUGGAGAAUUGCAAAAACCCUACUUCAAAGCCCUUUCUGACUUCCUUGAACGUGAGAGUAAAGGCCCUUUGAUAUAUCCCCCGCAGCAUUUGGUUUUCAAUGCUCUUAAUUCAACACCUUUUGAUCGAGUCAAGGCUGUCAUUAUCGGACAGGAUCCGUACCAUGGACCUGGUCAAGCUAUGGGUUUGUCUUUCUCUGUGCCUGAAGGAGAGAAGCUUCCUUCUAGUCUGUUGAACAUAUUCAAGGAGCUUCAGAAAGAUGUUGGCUGUUCAAUUCCGCGUCAUGGUGAUCUACAGAAAUGGGCUCGGCAGGGUGUUUUGCUGUUGAAUGCUGUUCUUACAGUAAGGAGUAAACAGCCGAACUCACAUGCAAAGAAAGGAUGGGAACAGUUCACUGAUGCUGUGAUUCAAAGCAUUUCGCAGCAGAAGGAAGGUGUUGUCUUUCUUCUCUGGGGAAGAUACGCUCAAGAGAAAUCCAAGUUGAUAGAUGGGAAUAAACAUCAUAUACUCACAGCAGCUCAUCCAUCUGGUUUGUCUGCGCAUAGAGGCUUCUUCAACUGCAGACAUUUCUCUCAAGCAAACCAGCUACUCGAACAGAGGGGGAUUCCUCCCAUAGACUGGCAACUUUAACCGCAGUCUUGAGACCAAGAAGAAGCAUGAGUGUUCUUGGGAAGCCAACCAAUCUUUUGCAGUCUCUUCUGGCGAACAGAGCUUGAAGCUUUAACCGUUAAUGCUCCUCCUCUUUGAAUUAUUAUUUUAUCAGAGAAUCCUAGACGGCUAGCAUAGGCUGUUAAAGGUGUAUCCGAGUAUGUCCAAGUAGCAGUGGGAGACUGUUUCAUUUUGUACUCUUUGAAGAAUGGUGUGUAUUAUAUUAGGGGUGCCACUUGUCGAAUUUUCCUUGUUGCUACAAUGUAUGCACAACUUAAAAAGUAUGGAUGGUUAGAUUUAUUAAAAGUAUAUGGAAGUACAUGGAAGCUA